Phaeoacremonium minimum UCRPA7 is the source of this 1110-nucleotide messenger RNA. RefSeq names its product putative rna recognition domain-containing protein. The transcript has 6 exons. Lineage: Eukaryota; Fungi; Ascomycota; Sordariomycetes; Togniniales; Togniniaceae. Gene Ontology annotation, molecular function: RNA binding. The record is from RefSeq and is a predicted model, not a curated record. Bases 1 to 1110 code for a protein of 369 amino acids.
AUGCCGUUCGCUUUCUGUCAGUACACUCGGGAUGAGGAUGCGAAAGCUGCCAUGGAGCAUGGCAAGGGCACUAUGAUUCUUGGUCGUGCCUGCCGGACCGAAAUGGUCAAGGCCAAUCGGACUUUCGUGGCCUACAAGGUCACUAAUGAUGGCAUCACUGCCGAGGAGGUGCGUGCUCUCCUGGCUCAGUACGGGCCUAUGAGCAAGUGUGAGCUCUUGCACCCGCAAUUGCAGGAAGCUCUCGGCAUCCCCCGUGCUGUAGUUGUGGAAUUCGCAAUGUUUGAUCCCUCUCGGGAUCUUCAGUCGGCUUUCCGCCACCAUCAUGUAUGGCGCGUGCAACCAUAUGAUCUGAAGCGCAAUGUUACGACUUCUCGCCCGAACGCUGACGAGUUGUACCUGGCUCGCUAUGAGACAGAUCGUCGCUCGGUCUAUGUGGGGAACAUUUCCCCCGACUUCAAGGAGUCGGAUCUGAAAGCCAUGUUCGGCACCAUUGGGAAGAUCGCUGACUGCCAGAUGGUUCGUCGCCAAGUGAACCCAGACUCUGUCAUGCGUGUCUUUGCGUUCAUUGAGUUCGAGCAGCCGGACCUGCCAGACGUGGCGAUUGAGAAAUUCAAUCAAGUCUCCGUCCGUGGCAUGACUCUGCGUGUUGAGCGUAAAGUCAUGAAGGAGCAGACUCCCACUGCCCGUCGUUCUCGUUCCCAGAUGAUGUCUUACAACUCGCCCACUGACGCUGGACCGAGCUCCUCCCCCUAUGGCCAGUACCCCUCGGCUGCUAUGGCCCAGUCUUCUACUACUCGUCCCCCUAGCUGGAACUGGGUCGCUGGACCUCAGCAGUCUCCGUACGGCGUGCAGGGUGCGGUGCCUCAAGGAAAUCCGCAGACGCCGGGCAUGUACGGCAACUCUCCAUACUAUGCUCCUAACUACUGGCCAACAAUGCCGUAUGGACAAGAGUACAUGAUGCCGACGAUGGGUUUCUACCCGAAUUACACAUCUCCGGUGUAUCAGGCUCUACAGUCUGCUGGUCAAGAAGAGACGAACACGCCCUCCCGCCCAGGUCAUUCCGGUACAGGUCCUUCUCAGCCCAGUGAGAGAUCUCGUGACAAUGCUUAG